This is a messenger RNA of Micromonas commoda, 2091 nucleotides long. Its product is annotated as udp-n-acetylglucosamine 2-epimerase/CMP-N-acetylneuraminic acid synthetase. Gene Ontology annotation, molecular function: N-acylneuraminate cytidylyltransferase activity; hydrolase activity, hydrolyzing O-glycosyl compounds. Lineage: Eukaryota; Viridiplantae; Chlorophyta; Mamiellophyceae; Mamiellales; Mamiellaceae. Gene Ontology annotation, biological process: UDP-N-acetylglucosamine metabolic process. The transcript has a single exon. Bases 1 to 2091 code for a protein of 696 amino acids. The record is from RefSeq and is a predicted model, not a curated record.
AUGCCGGCCUGCCCAAACACAGAAGCAGAUAAAGCAAGUCUUUACGCGCCUGAUAAAUGCACAGAUAUGAAAACGACGCUCAGAAGAAAGAUAUGCGUGGUGACGUCAAACCGCUCCGACUGGAGCAAACUGAAACUUGUUGCAAUCAACUUGAGAAAGUUAUGUACCUCACAAGAUAAUCAAGAAGCGAGCGACAUCCAGGUAGAUAUCAUUUGCUUAGGUUCACACCUAUUGCAUGAACUCGGAGCUACCAAAAAUAUCGUCAAAGAAGAUUUCCCUAAUGCGUACGAACUACACACUCUUGUUGCCGGUGACUCGGUCGAAUCAAUGACGGACUCAGUCGGUUUUGGAAUCGUUAAGCUAACGUCGCUUCUCUGCGCCCUCAAGCCCAACAUCGUUUUAGUACAUGGAGAUAGAUUCGAUGCGUUCUGUGCGGCUAUUGCUGCUAACAUGUUAAACCUCACGAUCGCACAUGUUGAGGGCGGUGAACUUUCUGGAACAGUCGAUGGUACACUCAGGCAUGCUAUCACAAAAUUGUCACACCUGCACUUUACAUGCACGCCAGAGGCUGCAAGACGGAUUCGUGGGAUGGGCGAGAAUCCAGCAUCCAUAUUCGUCACUGGGUGUCCUUCAUAUGAAAGUCUCUUCGCUGUCUCGGCCACGUGUUGGGAAGAUGAGAAAAUGGAUCAGUUCUUCAAUGGUACACCGUUUAAGUUGAAACCUAAUAAGUUCAUCCUUGUGAUAAUGCAUCCAGUGACGAACGAUCUCGAGGAAAGUAACACACUCUACGGCUCACUUCUUAGUUGUCUAUUCAGCAGAAAGACUCCAACGGUCAUGUUUUACCCCAACGUAGAUCCCGGUAACAAAAGCAUGAUUCAAACGCUGCAUAAGCACCAAAAAGCUGACCCGGCCUCCACCAGCUGGCUACGCCUCGUGACGCAUAUGCCGCACGCGAAGUUCACAGCGCUGAUGAGGCAUGCAUCAGCCAUGGUGGGAAACUCAAGCGCGGGCAUUCGCGAGAGUUGUGUUUUUGGUAUUCCUACACUUAAUCUUGGAAGUCGGCAAGAGGGCAGGCGUGUGCCUGCGAAUGUUACUACUCUCGUGAAACCAAGUAUCCGCUCCAUUGAUUGCUGGUUCGAUAAUGAACUUGGCAAAAGGUAUGCUCAAAGCACGAUGUAUGGAUUCCCAGAUUCAGCUAAGCGAAUAGCCCACCACCUUUCCCGCAUAGAUACAUCUGCGGGCCAGCUUAAACAGUUCUGGGAACCGCGAUAUGCCUUGCUGCCACCCUUGCAACCACGCCAGUAUGUCUCCCGAACGCAAGCUAUCUUAGCUGACUCGACCUCUUCGCCGACCUCUUCGCCGAUUGGAAGAUGCAAAAUUCUAGGUUUGAUUACUGCCCGUGGGGGUUCGAAGGGUAUACCUGGCAAAAAUAUUAUUGAUCUAAAUGGGAAACCCUUGAUCCAGUACACAAUUGAAGCCGCACUCAGCUCCAAACAACUAGAUAGAGUGAUUCUGAGCACUGACAGUGACGAGAUCGCUGAAGUAGCCCAGAAUUGUGGCUGUGAAGUCCCGUUCAGGCGCCCUUCAGAGCUUGCGGCAGAUGAUUCUUCGCACCUCGCAUGCAUUGUUCAUGCGUUGAACAUUCUUCGAGAAACUGAGUGUUUCGUACCAGAUUUCGUUGUGAUAUUGCAGCCGACAAGUCCUUUCCGCAAGAGUAUCGACAUUGACUCGUGUAUCAACAUAAUGCUUACAUCAUCGUGUGACAUGGUCUUGAGUGUCUGCGAAUCAUCUUUGAACCUCUCUAAGAAUUUUUACUUCGCAGCUGACGGAACCCUUUCACCAUUCGCGGAGUCAACAGCAGAGAUUGAUUAUACACCAAGGCAAAAACUGUUGAAAACGUAUGCCGAGAACGGGGCUGUCUAUGUUUUGCGAACGCAGUCGCUUCUUUACCCUCCUGAUAAUGCGCCAAACGUCGGAUCAUUUCGCUCUGCAGACACGAAGGGUUAUGAAAUGCCGGUUGAACGGUCUUUAGAUAUCGACAACCCCUUUGAUCUGCAUGUUGCCCGACUUCUCAUGGCGAAGCCAUUCUAA